AGAUUAUGUGAUAAAAUCACCCUUUAGAAAAUGUAACAAAGCUUAAAAGUUAAUGUAUGGCAGGAGUAGGAAAAGCAAGGAAGCUCCCAAUUAUCCAUCCAGAACGUGUAUUUAUUUAAAGGACGGCACGAUCUUGCAAGGCCUCUGCAAAAAUACAGGACCAGCUCGGUGCAGAGCUUCCGUAUAAACAUAAGUAAACAGGAAACCCCACACCGCGCACCGUCAAAACAAAACAAAACAAAAGCACCCACCAUGGACACGACGGCCGCGGCCGAGCUUGGGGCCGUCAAUAACAACUACUGGGCAGUUGCUCCGCAACAAGAACCGGACGACGAUGAAGACGAAGAUUUUGAUGACGGCCGUGUGGAAUGGACGACCCCGGAUUACAGGCAGGCGAGCAACAGUAACCGCUCCAAUGGCGGAGAGCCACCCCUGAAGAAAACGAGAAAUGUGUCCGUGACGGCCUUCACACCGCCGCAACAAGGCUUCGAUGCUUUCGAGCCUUCAACUGUGGGCGGAGGGGCGUCAGCGAACUCGGAGACGACGGGGCAGGGGGCGAGCUCGGGAACGCCGCCACCGCCAGAAGCUUCGGGCGCCUCUUCUGGUGGUGGCGGCAAGAGCAACAGCAAUGGCAGGCCGAGCUUCGGAAAGAUGUUCUUUAAGACGAAGUUGUGUUGCAAGUUCAGGGCAGGCACUUGCCCUUAUCUCAACAACUGUAACUUUGCCCAUGGGAUGGAGGAGCUGCGGAAGCCGCCUCCCAACUGGCAAGAAAUCGUUGCCCAGCAGGAGGAGUUGAGUCUGCGGGCUGAGCGGUGGAGUGGUGACAGCAGUAAUCACCACCAUCACCAUCGUCAGCAAUCCCAGAUGGCUACGGUUGUACCGUCGCUUAGCCCGUCUGAAGCCGUUGUCCUCGGUGGCGGCGGCGGAGACGGAAACGGGGGUGGGUCUGGUUCGUCGCACAGGUUUCACAAGACUAGGUUCUGUAAGAAGUAUUAUACGGAAGAUGGUUGCCCAUAUGGGGAUAGCUGUAAUUUUCUCCAUGAUGAUCAGGGGAGGUCUAGAGAGAGCGUGGCUAUCAGCCUGGGGCCCACCAGUAGCAAUGGCGCUGUGAAUGAGUUUGUUGUUGCGAAUGGUGGGGGAAGUAGCAACGGUGGUGGUGCAAAUGGGACGUCUCAGAGGCCCAUGUAUUGGAAGACCCGGAUUUGCAACAAAUGGGAGACCACAGGGCAUUGCCCCUUUGGUGACAAGUGUCAUUUUGCUCACGGUGUUGCAGAACUCCAGAAAUAUGGUGGAGGUUUAUUAGAUUCAGAAAAUGGGGCUACAUCUGCUGGGCUUCGUAAUGAUUUUAAGCAAAUUGCUUCAUCCAUGAAACCUCACACAGAACCGGGAGUAGGACCUCAAUAUUCUGUGUUUAACACUGACAACUAUACCAUGGGAAUCUCAAACCAAAGAUCUAUUGGUAACAUUCAAGGUCAGAGGCAAGGUCAAAGGGCUUUUCCAAAAUGGAAAGGACCAGACAAAAUCAGUCAAAUUUAUGGUGAUUGGAUUGAUGACAAUGAAUGGGAAUAUACAAAUCUUUCAACUGUGUUGCAGCCUGAGGAAGCAAGCCAGAUUAAUGAAGAAGAACCUCAAGAUGCUCGAAUAAAAAAGAUUGAAAAGUUGCAAAAUAAAUCUCAGGGUCAAACAAACAUUCCAUUUUUCAAGGGUAUAGCUGAACAACAUAAUAAUCGAAAUCGAUUUUCAAAAGGUGGAAGUAAAGGCAGAGACAUGACAUCUUUAGGUGCAAACUUUGAUCAAGUUUAUGAAGAUGAUACAUUGGUGGGGGAGCUCUGACUUGUGCAUUUACAAGUUGAGCAACUUGUUUGUUUUUUGGGUGCCGGAGCAAGCAAAACAAUCACUUAAGGCAAGUUUUGUGAUUUAACAUUACCUGAAUGUUCAGCCAGGGCAAGUUUGGCUGAAUAUAAAUUAGUUGAAUUUAUUGUAAUGCAAAACUAAAGGAUCAUUCUCAUCUUGUUCCUGUUUUGCGUAUCUUUAUUUUAGCCUUCAUUCUUGGCUUUGGAGAGUUGUGUUUCCUACCAUGUAGUAUUUUAAAAUUUUGUCUUCCACAACAAACAAAUUUGAAUAUGGCUAUUCUUGUACCAUAAAUACUCAAACAGGAGUUUGGCUGUUGUUGCACCCUUCAUGGGUAGAAAAGUGGACAUUUAUUUAUUUUCCUGCACAAGGCAGGAUUAGGGUACUAAUUUUUCAAUACAGUAACAGGUUCUUUGAUCAA
Messenger RNA from Cryptomeria japonica (Japanese cedar), 2272 nucleotides. RefSeq names its product zinc finger CCCH domain-containing protein 56. NCBI's taxonomy places the organism in Eukaryota, Viridiplantae, Streptophyta, Pinopsida, Cupressales, Cupressaceae. The record is from RefSeq and is a predicted model, not a curated record. Bases 253 to 1833 code for a protein of 526 amino acids. The transcript has 2 exons. Gene Ontology annotation, molecular function: metal ion binding; mRNA binding.